AUGGCGAAAGUGGCAAGGGCGUGGUGGGUGCUGGUGCUCGCCAUGCUGGUUGUGGCAGCAUUGGCUGGUGGUGUUGCCGGUGCUGGGCAGGAGCAUGGUGGGGGUGGUGGUGGGGGUGGCAACAGUACAGGGACAAGUGGUGGUAGCCCUCUGGAUAAGUUCCUGCACACAUACUCGAUUGGAUCGCUCAAGGAGCGCGGGAGGAGAACCGUGGGCGGACGCACCGUGCGUCAAAUCACACUCGCCAUCAAUGACGAGAUGUAUGCGUUGGAGGUGCAGCCGGAUCACGCUGCGUUCCAGCACGGCAUCAGGUCGCGCGUGGUUGGACGGGAUGGUGUGCGGAAUCUGCACGUUGACACGAGUCGCCACGUCAUUGGGCAUGUUGUCGGCUAUCCACAAUCCAACGUGCUUCUCUACCUCAACGACGGCCAUGGCACGGGGCACGUGCAUUUGAAUGAGACGCACAAGUAUUACAUGGAGCCUGCGUUCAGGCACAUUGACGAAUACAACCAGGAUCGGUCCCGCAGGGCGGUGGUUGUGUACCGUGCAUCCGACCUCAAGCCAGAUGCACUCCCGCCGACAUUCUGUGGCCUCUCCCACGACCACGACCACGGCCACGCCCACCACCGCGACCACCGCGACCACCACGACAACCACGACAAUGAUCAUGAUAGCGUCCACCAGCCAUCAUCAUCGUCGUCAUCAUCGACCGGCAGCGGAAGCAACAGGCGUCGCUUCGCUGGCCCACGUCACCCGUCCGUGCAACGCGUGAGGCGAGAUGCUGCCCAGCCGGCAACCACCAACACGUGUCUCAUGCGGGCAGUUGGAGAUUCGGCGUUUGUAGCGCGACACGGCGGCGAUGCUGACGAGGCAACGCAGCAGAUGAUCUCGUUCAUCCGCGCCGCCGACAGCAGAUUCAGGGUGACGGACUGGGGCAACAACCUGACGCAUCUUGGGCUCGCUGUCGUCGACACGCUGGUUUAUGAGGACAGCAGCACGGACCCAUACGAGAGCUCCAAGUGGCAGACGGGAUCGACGCUCAUUGCCGACGACCUCCUGAUUGCGUUUGCAAAGGACAGCGACAACGGCGACUUCUGCCUCGCCCACCUCUUCACAAACUACGACUUUGACUUGGGUGUGCUCGGGCUGGCGAACGUCGGCACAUACGACAACGUGGGUGGUCUCUGCGCAACAGUUGAUGCUCAGGGGAACAGUCCAAACACGGGACUUACAACAGAGGUGAACUUUGGGACGCAGCAGCCGUUUCUUCUCCUGUCCCUCGUCACCACACACGAGGUCGGACACAACUGGGGCGCACAGCAUGAUGCCCAAGGCGACCCGGUCUGCAACCCACCGGAGGCGGACGGCGGGUCGUAUGUGAUGUUUGCGACCUCUGUUGACGGGAGCUCCCCCAACAACGACAAGUUCAGCCCGUGUUCCAUCGCGAACGUUCGCGUCGUCCUCGAAUCACCAAAGACAGACUGCUUCUCCAUGACGCCUGGUGGGGCGUGCGGCAACUACAUUGUUGAUGCAGCCGGUCUUGAUGGCAUGGCCGGAACAGACGACGACGAGGAGUGCGAUGCAGGGCCGCUCGGCGACAAUUGCUGCACCGCCGAGUGCAAAUUGGCGCCCGGUGUCACGUGCUCCGACGCGAAUGACGUGUGCUGCGACUCGUGCUCCUUCAACCCAAACAAGGUCUGCUUCCAGUCGUUUAUGACAGACAAGCAGUGCCGCGCAACCGCCCUCUGUGGCGACAACGGCAACACCAACUUCUCAACCUGCCCAGACACUGGGUACCAGCCGCUGGGAACCAUCUGCCUCAGUUUGGGCGAGUGCGUCGAAGCUGACGACGGGUGCAUGUUAUGCUGUAUCCACAACAGCAACGAGACGGCCACGCCAUAUUGUCCACGCGGGUACCGGUGGCAGUCGCUGUUCAACACGGAUGUGAUGAGCGACGAGUUGGCGUGCUUUCCAUCCACAGCGGCGGGGCAGAACGUCACCAACAGCACCGAUCGCGCAACCGCUCUCACGCCAUUCGCGCCAGCACAGAGCGAGGAGGCAGUGUGCACGCCUGCGUACGAGGUGCUGACGUCUCCAACAUACGAUUACGUGAUCAACGGCGACGAUGGUGAUGCUGAGGCGCCCACAGCAGUGAACCUGGUCAAGUCGCCCGGGUCAUUCUGCGACGGCGGACGAUGCAACACUAUGGGGACAUGCGAGCAGGACGACGCAUACAAGAACAUUGUCAACUUCUUCGAAAGUCUCACACCGGAGCAGCUGCUGUCGUGGGGGCGCUCCAACAUCAUUGCGACGUGCAUGAUCGCAACGCUGCUCAUCUGGAUUCCUGCCGGCCUCUGCAUCACAUUCUACGACAAGAAAAAUAUGGAGAAUUGA
This is a messenger RNA of Salpingoeca rosetta, 2394 nucleotides long. RefSeq lists its product as uncharacterized. The record is from RefSeq and is a predicted model, not a curated record. Bases 1 to 2394 code for a protein of 797 amino acids. Gene Ontology annotation, biological process: membrane protein ectodomain proteolysis; Notch signaling pathway. Gene Ontology annotation, molecular function: metalloendopeptidase activity. Gene Ontology annotation, cellular component: plasma membrane. NCBI's taxonomy places the organism in Eukaryota, Choanoflagellata, Craspedida, Salpingoecidae. The transcript is spliced from 21 exons.